CUCCUCUUCUUUCCCGACCACCUCCGCAUUAGGCCUAGUUAACGAGUAACGGACGCCCGCGGCACACCAAGCUACAAAAACCCCUGCAGGCCAUAAACCACCGCGACUUCCUCCUAUUUCAGCCAAUUCCGACGGCGACUUCACCCUCCUACCCUGCUCAGCCAACCAUUUUCUCUGUCUUUUUCGGCGACAAGACCAUCUACUUACUUUGCUGCACUCUACUUUGCCUUGUUCAAAUUAGCAGAGCAAGGCGGCCGCUAAACUCGGAAUUCUUCGUGUUUAGUUCCACUGUUGGUUUAACAUGCCAAAGAAUUUUCGGAAAAGGAAAGUUGAGGAUGAAGCGGAAGAUAAUGUUUCAGAUGAUGAAGAGGAAAGAAGGUUGGCAUUAGAGGAGGUGAAACUGCUACAAAAGCAGCGGGAGAGGAGAUCUGGGAUAGCUGCUAAUACUACACCACAAUCAUCAAAUGUGGUAACAAAGUUAGGCGAAAAAGUUGAGACGGAUGGAGAUAAAGAAGAGUUGGUUUUGCAGGAUACAUUUGCACAAGAAACUGCUGUCAUGAUUGAAGACCCCAAUAUGGUGAAGUAUAUUGAGCAAGAAUUAGCCAAGAAAAGGGGGAAGAAUAUUAAUGCGACAGAACAAUCAGAAAAUGAAUUGACUCUUGCUGAAGAAGAGUUGUACAAGAUUCCGGAUCACCUGAAAGUGAAAAAGAGAAACUCAGAAGAAAGUUCUACUCAGUGGACCACGGGUAUUGCAGAAAUUCAGCUCCCUAUCGAAUAUAAGCUGAAAAACAUUGAGGAAACUGAAGCAGCCAAAAAGUUUCUACAUGAAAAGAGAUAUGUCGGUCAGACCAAGAAAGAGUCUACCAAUUCUUGGAGUCAUAAUGCUGAUUAUUUCCAACGUGGGAAAGAUUAUGCUGAAAAGCUUAGGAGAGAUCAUCCUGAGCUGUACAAGGAUAGAGGUACAGAGGAUAGUGGAGUGGGAUCAAGACCCAGUGACAAUGGUGCAGACCCAGCUGGGAGAAGGCUUGCUGCAACAGACGAGCUUAUGCUUGAGCGCUUCCGGAAACGAGAACGGCAGCGUGGAAUGAGGAGAUGAGGUUAGCUCAUUCUCAUGACGAAAGAAGUCUUGUAUUGUAAACAUCAUUUUCUCAAGUUUUAUUUGAUCAUUCUUUUUUGGGAUAGUUCUUUUGUAACAUAUGCCAGUUUGUUUUAUUUUACCAAGUUUAAGAAGGCACAACAGACAAUUAGAUA
Molecule: messenger RNA, 1251 nt
Organism: Spinacia oleracea (spinach)
Lineage: Eukaryota; Viridiplantae; Streptophyta; Magnoliopsida; Caryophyllales; Amaranthaceae
Product: protein COP1 SUPPRESSOR 2
Exons: 7
Coding region: 302-1096 (264 amino acids)
Biological process (GO): mRNA splicing, via spliceosome
Cellular component (GO): spliceosomal complex
Source: RefSeq, a predicted model, not a curated record